Molecule: messenger RNA, 803 nt
Organism: Mugil cephalus (flathead mullet)
Lineage: Eukaryota; Metazoa; Chordata; Actinopteri; Mugiliformes; Mugilidae
Product: complement C1q tumor necrosis factor-related protein 3-like
Exons: 3
Coding region: 67-684 (205 amino acids)
Molecular function (GO): protein binding
Source: RefSeq, a predicted model, not a curated record
AUCCAUCCACCUCAGGUCCGAGGCUAAAUCAACACCACAGAGUUCCCUCCACUUCACUCUGAUCACAUGAUGUCUGCUCCGGUUCUGCUGGUUCUGCUGGGCUGUGUUCUGGUUCUGGUCGGGCUCCAGGCUCAGACCAUCAGCCAAGGACAUGAAGAAGAAGAAGAAGACCUGAGAGUCCUGGUGAAGCAGCUUUCAGCCCGAGUGAAGAUCCUGGAGGAGAGAGAGGAUGGAGGUAGAUCUCAGGUGGCGUUCUCCGCCUCCCUCGUCAACACCACAGAAUGGACCAAUCAGGGGCCUUUUGCAGACGCCAUCCCGCUGGUGUUCAGGAGGGUGACCACAAACAUCGGAAACGCAUACGACCCAGACACAGGCGUCUUCACUGUCCCUGCGAGAGGACUCUACUACCUCAGCUUCACCGGCAUCGUUGGAAACUCGGGGUCCUUGGACGCAGGGCUGAUAAAGAACGACCAGAUGAUGUUCGACAUCUUCAACACUGGAGGAAAACACAGCAGCGCCACCAACAGCAUGACGCUGGAGCUGCAGGAGGGCGACCGGGUCUGGAUCACAAUGUGGCACCAGCACAGCAUCUUUGACCACAGUCGCCUCAGCACCUUCAGCGGCUUCCUGGUCUUCCCCCUAGAGGGCGGAGCCUCAGAUACCUGUGGAGGGGGAGCCAGGUAGACCUGAACCUGGGCGCAGGUAGACCUGAACCUUUAAAAGGUCUAACAGCUCUUUUAUUUUGAAAUGCCGAGCAGGAAACUGCAGCUCUGUCAACAAAAUAAAAGCCUGUCAUGUUGUAA